CGUUUUCCUCCGGGAGUUGCGGUAUAAAGGAGAGGCCCGUGCUCCUCGACACCCUCCUUCCUGGGAUCUGCGAAACACGGCACGAUGACUAAGGCCCCUUUCUCCGUGGAAUGGCUGUCUCAGAGUAGCCAAGCUCUCAAGAGCCCCACCGAGGGCUCCCCGCACCGAGCAUCGUCCGCGGGCCACCGACCCGGCUCCGGCUCCAGCGCCGGGCAGAGGGAGCGGAGCCAGGAGCGGCCCGCGGGCCCGCGGGACGGGCGCGGCGGCCGGAGCAGGGAGCGCACGGCGGCCGCUCCCGCCGCAGGUACCGCGGGACAGCCGGGGGCUCCGGCGGGGGCGGCGGGGUGGGACCCCCGGCCCGGGCAAGCACGCUGCGCGGGGGUGCUGGACAUGGAGGGGGCGGGCGGUUCCCCAGGCGGUGCCGGGUCUGGCUGACCCUUUCCUCCUCGUCCCCGUCCCCAGGAGCAGGCGGGAGGCCGUCGGGAGCGGGGCAGCCCGUGCCAGAGGAGGGUCCCGAGUGCCCGGGCCCGGAGGAGCCCUGCGGCCGCGGCGGGCGGCGGCUGCGCACGGCGUUCAGCGCGGAGCAGAUCAGCACCCUGGAGAGCUCCUUCCAGCGGCAGCAGUACCUGGGCGCGGCCGAGCGCCGGCAGCUGGCGGGCAGGAUGCGCCUCUCCGAGGUGCAGAUCAAGACCUGGUUUCAGAACCGCCGGAUGAAGCUCAAGCGGCAGCUGCAGGAGUUGAGGACGGAGCCCUUCUGCAGCCCCGCUCUCCCUUACGGACCUCAGGGCGCUGUGGUGCCCCUGCCGCUCACCUACGUGGCCCGGCCGCCGGCUCUGCCCCGGCAAGGGGCGGCCUCCGAGGCCUUCCCGGUGGCGGCCCUGCCGGCACCCGCCCUGGACAUCAGCAGCGCCUGCAGAGCACAGCCAGCUGGCUUUUGGGCAGCACCCUGCUUUGUAGGGUACCGGGACCCCAGGGCCUUCCUGCUGGGUGUCUGACCCUCUGACACCAGCUAGGACUAAAGAGGAUUUGCACUACUGACAGAUAUCUGGGCUGCCCUCGUCCGUAACUGCUUGGAGGAGUUAUGAUGCAGCACCGAUCUAAACAUUUACAAAGAUAUGCUGGACAAUCUGAAUCAUGGACUUCAGGCCCUUGCAUUCGUAGGCAAUUGUAAAAUAUAAACGGGGUGGGACAAACAAUAAUAUAAAUGGAAUCUUUUAAUAAACCUAUUUUUUCCAGC
Molecule: messenger RNA, 1237 nt
Organism: Taeniopygia guttata (zebra finch)
Lineage: Eukaryota; Metazoa; Chordata; Aves; Passeriformes; Estrildidae
Source: RefSeq, a predicted model, not a curated record